This is a messenger RNA of Trifolium pratense (red clover), 984 nucleotides long. Its product is annotated as exocyst complex component EXO70B1-like. The record is from RefSeq and is a predicted model, not a curated record. NCBI's taxonomy places the organism in Eukaryota, Viridiplantae, Streptophyta, Magnoliopsida, Fabales, Fabaceae. Gene Ontology annotation, molecular function: phosphatidylinositol-4,5-bisphosphate binding. Gene Ontology annotation, cellular component: exocyst. The transcript has 2 exons. The coding region runs from base 1 to 984 and encodes 327 amino acids. Gene Ontology annotation, biological process: exocytosis.
AUGGAAUGUUUGGUUGAAAGCCUCUCAAGAUUAGGGUUCAAGAAACUCAGCGUUGAAGACCUUCAGAUGUUGUCAUGGAAAGAAAUCGAAGAUGAGAUUGAAAGAUGGAUCAAAGCUUCCAACUUGGCUUUGAAGAUAUUGUUACCCGCUGAAUGCAAACCCUGUGAUUGCGUUUUCUUUGGGUUCUUCUCCACUGCUGAUUUAUCGUUUACGGAUGUUUGUAGGGAAUCCACACUUCAGCUGCUCAAUUUCAGGGAUGCUAUUGCUAUUGAAAGCCAAUCGCCUGAACGGCUGCCUAGAGUCCUCAACAUGUUUGAAACAAUGCGUGAUCACCUAAUUCCAGAGAUUGAGUCUAUGUUCCGUGAUCAAUCCAGUGGGUUGCUGCGAAGCAAAGCAACCACAGUUUGGAAGAUAUUGGGGGAAGCGAUCAGAGUGAAUCUCGAAGGUGAACUUCACCCGAUCACCAGUUACAUGAUAAAUUAUCUCUGUGCUGCUAGUCGGUCACGGAAGACCCUGGAGCAAGUGUUUGAAGGAGAUUAUGGGGAUCCAUUGAAGGAAUAUCCUGAAAUUGAGGAUAGAGUUCAUUCCUAUUCCAAUCUCUCAGGGCAGAUGGGUUUGAUUAUUUGGCUAUUAGAGAGCAAGUUGAUAGCCGAAUCCAAACUCCAUAACAGGCUGACUGAUUUGUCUCUACGAUUCUUGAUCAGAAACGUUGAAUACAUUGUUCAAAAGGCUAAAGAGUGUGAAUUAGGAACUAUUUUAGGAGAUGAUUGGUUCAAAAAUCAGGCUACCCAAUUUAACCAAGAAAUAAAACAGAAAGAAGAGGAACUUCUAUCAAAAAAGAAAACACAAAAAGAAGAGGAAAUUAUACGAAUCUUGGGGCCAAAUCAGAGUUUUGGUCGUGGGAGUAGUGAUCUGAUGGGUAGGCCACCACUAAUUAGCAAUGUGAUGAGCCGAAGACAAGAGCGAUCAGACAAUGCUGAUUAG